Schistosoma turkestanicum is the source of this 2295-nucleotide messenger RNA. The record is from the annotation of a GenBank genome assembly. NCBI's taxonomy places the organism in Eukaryota, Metazoa, Platyhelminthes, Trematoda, Strigeidida, Schistosomatidae.
AUGCCUCAACUACAUACAGACAGUGUCACAUACUCACAACUUACCUUUAAGUAUCAAGGUCGCGAACGCACAACGCCGGUCGAUUUGAACCUAUCCUGGCCAUUCUUCUAUCCCCACAGGAUGAUCAAAUCUACUUGUAGUUUACCGGAAUCCUCCCCAACUGUUAAUAAAUCAAACUGUGAUAACAAUGGUCAACGCAAUACAGUUGGUAGUUUAAAUAAUGUUGUCGUUGUUACAAUCCCAUCAGUUAACCUGACUAAUUCGUCUACACCGGUCAUUGUUGCUAGUCAAUCAAUUAAUACCAUGUCUAAUUCUUGUCGUAAUUCUCGAACUAAUGGUAAUUACAACUGUUCAUGUAAAGAGUCAGCAUCUCAUCAUUCUCAUCGUUCAAAUCAUUUUACAUCUGGUGUUCAUUCCUCACAUUUUCAUCAUCAUAGUAAUCAUCAUCAUCAACACCAUCAUCAUCAUCAUCAUCAUCAUGCUAAUCACAAGGAAAAUUAUACUUCACAUAAUAUUGUUGAAUGUAAUCAUUCAUCAUCUGCUAUUGGGACAGCAGGUAAUGGAACUAGCUUAAAUCAUCAUUACUCUUCAUAUUACUCUACAUCUCAUCAAACUGUUCCAACUUUUCAACAAAAUAGAAAACAUAAUUCAUUCCAUGGUAAAUGGAAACCAGGAAUAAGUAGACAUUUACAAGAGUUCAUGAUCAGUCAAUGGGAACAAUUUCAUGCACAUUUGUCACAUUCGAAUUAUAUUGAUGCGAAAUCAUGUUGUUUCGAAGCAACACCAACAACAACGACUACACUGACAACAACAGUAGUUAUUAUCAACCAACCCACCACUCUUUGUGAUUCUAACAAUAAUGACAGUCCAUUAUCAUCAAAUGAUAUGACUUCAUCAAGAACCAGUCUGUCUGAUAAUUCUUCAUCAGGGCAAAUUACUAACGCCCAAUCUACGGAUAAUAAUAAUAAUGGUAAUAAUUCUCCUUCGACAAUCGAAUCAAAUAUUGUUGAUCGCAGUAGUAGUAGCAGCAGAGGAAAUGAUUUACCUAUCACACUAACUACUACUCACACUACUACUACUACCACUACUGUUGCUAGUGAUAUUACACAUGAACCCAGUAGUAGUAGUAGUAGUAGUAGUAAUAGUAGCAAUAAUAAUGUCAGUAUUAAUAGUUGUGGUAGUUAUCCUAGACGUAAACAAAGCUAUGGAUAUGUUACAAACCAAAUAGGAAAAUCUAUGAAUGCAGGUCCAUUAGGAUGGAAAAGAAAUCAAAAUUCAGGAAGAAAAAACUCCUCACCUGGCAAUUUCAGCAGUCGAUGUCCAAUAAAUUACUUCACUAGUCGAAACUCUUCAUUCAUCAUGUCUACUACUACUACUACAACUUCAAAUAAUCUACUUCCUGUAGUUGUUACUUAUACUUCAUCAUCUACUACACUAACAACAACAACACCAUCAAGAAUAGUUGAUUCAUUAAAUAUCAAUCAAAUGAACAUCCAUCCUGUAACAACUGUACCUGAUCAACCUAAUACACAGAGUUCAAAUGUAAUCGAUUUCAAAACUACCACUUCAAUGCGUGUCAUAUCAUCAUCAUCAUCGUCAUCAAUAUCAGAGAUUUCUAUACAACAAAACGUUUCUUCUUCUUCUUCUUCUCCUCCUCCUCCUAUAUCUAGUUCUACUUAUGAUUCAAUUGCUAAAGUUGAUGAUAUAAGCAACUCAUCAACUGUAACAAAUUCAAUAAUGAAUCCACAAAACUUGGAAAUAAAAACUGAGAAUAUUGAUAAAGUUUCAGAACAACAACAACAACAACAUCUGUCAAAUUUACAUCUUACCAGUAAUGAUAAUAAUAAUAAUAAUAAUACUGUUGAUCAGUUGAACGAAGAUAUUCCAGUUGAUAAAUCAUCAUCACCUAAAGAAGAGAGAGUAUUAACUAGUACAUCAAUUCUAAAAGUUGACGAAGAAAUUGCACAUUCGAUUAGCUGUGGAAAAAUUGAAGAAGGUGAAUGUUACUGGACUCCAGAUCCUCCUGCCUCUCCUAAUAAUAAUACCACUUCACAUCAUGAAAACCACUAUUCCAGUAGCUAUCAUUCAGUCAGUUUAUCUCCAAGUCCUCCUAGACUAUCAGCUUCAAUGCCAAGCUCAAAUGAUCUGCAAAGUAUUGUCUACCAUCCACCGCUUAGUAUCCACACAGAGUUAUCUUCAUUGCCAGAUUUUCAUCGGUGCAAUCAACCAGGAGAUUCUCCAUUUAUCUCUUCAUCUAAUAAUAGUAGAUUAGAAAGCCUCAACGAUGUUGAUUAG